AUGAUUUCAGACGAUGAUGACGAAUUGGAGACUGUUGUAAAGGCGAUUAUGGCACAGCUCCAAGAGAAGCAUAAGGCCAAGCAGACCGGCAGCAGAGCAGUCCAAACGUACCUGGAUAACUUGCGUCGUCUCAAGGGAGGCUGGGACGUUGCGACUGCUAUUGCUCUCACCGGUAGUAGCUUCGAAAACAAGGCUGUCCCGAAUGAGGUCAAAGACUUGAUUCGAUACUGGAAGGACAUGGACGACGGAAAAUUUACCAUCUUCAACAGUCAUAGCCAGGCUGACUUCCUGUAA
Molecule: messenger RNA, 294 nt
Organism: Colletotrichum fioriniae
Lineage: Eukaryota; Fungi; Ascomycota; Sordariomycetes; Glomerellales; Glomerellaceae
Source: RefSeq, a predicted model, not a curated record